Colossoma macropomum (tambaqui) is the source of this 2871-nucleotide messenger RNA. Its product is annotated as sodium- and chloride-dependent taurine transporter-like. Gene Ontology annotation, cellular component: plasma membrane. Gene Ontology annotation, molecular function: taurine:sodium symporter activity. The record is from RefSeq and is a predicted model, not a curated record. NCBI's taxonomy places the organism in Eukaryota, Metazoa, Chordata, Actinopteri, Characiformes, Serrasalmidae. Gene Ontology annotation, biological process: taurine transmembrane transport; sodium ion transmembrane transport; neurotransmitter transport.
AUGUCCCUUUAAGAACACACACUCCUGUUGCAUGGAGAGUCUGGUGUUUUUCCACUCUCUCAGAUAUUACACGCGCUCCCCAUAUAAGACGCGAAGGCUGGGGAGAGAGAGAAAGAGAGAGAGAGCAAGAGCGGGAGAGAGAAAGAAAGAGGGCGUGAAGAGUGUUUUAUUUCCUCGCCUUUAUUUCCAACGCAUAAGACAUAACGAGAACAAGACAAGACUCCGGCCACAGAUCUAGCCGACAGUUGUCUACCCGAGCCUUACAGUCCCCAACGAGUUGUUUCAGCCUUGAUCUCAAACAGUUUAAACCAGGCCAAUAUGCCGAACAUCAGCCACCACCAGCUCACACCCUCGGAUAUGGCACAGAAAGAGAAGCUGCAGUGUCUGAAGGAUUUCCAUAAGGACACUCUGAAGCCGUCUCCAGGUAAAAGUCCAGGCACGCGGCCGGAGGAUGAGGCCGAGGGGAAGCCUCCACAGAGGGAGAAAUGGGCCAGCAAGCUGGACUUCCUUCUCUCAGUGGCGGGGGGAUUCGUAGGUUUAGGCAACGUCUGGCGUUUCCCGUACCUCUGCUACAAGAAUGGCGGAGGUGCAUUUCUCAUCCCCUAUUUCAUCUUCCUGUUUGGCGGAGGGCUUCCCGUGUUUUUCCUGGAGGUGGCGCUGGGCCAGUUCACCUCUGAAGGAGGGAUCACCUGCUGGGAGAAACUCUGCCCCAUCUUCACUGGAAUCGGCUAUGCCUCCAUCGUGAUCGUGUCCCUGCUGAAUAUCUACUACAUCGUGAUCCUGGCGUGGGGGCUGUAUUACCUGCUGCAGUGCUUUCAGAGGGAGCUGCCGUGGGCUCGCUGCAGGCACAGCUGGAACACACAAAACUGUGUGGAGGACACCAUCCGCAAGAACAAAACCCUCUGGCUCUCUGCCAACGCCACCAACUUCACCUCUCCUGUCACUGAGUUCUGGGAGCGUAAUGUCCUCAGUCUUUCGUCGGGGAUUGACGAGGUGGGCGAGCUAAAGUGGGAUCUCGCCCUCUGUCUGCUGGCUGUCUGGGUCAUCUGCUUCUUCUGCAUCUGGAAGGGAGUGAAAUCCACCGGCAAAGUGGUGUAUUUCACUGCUACGUUUCCGUUUCUUAUGCUCAUUGUGUUGUUGGUGCGUGGAGUAACUCUGCCUGGUGCUGCCGAGGGCAUCAAAUUCUAUCUGUACCCCGACCUGAGUCGCCUGCAGGACCCCGAGGUAUGGAUUGAUGCAGGGACUCAAAUCUUCUUCUCUUAUGCUAUUUGUCUUGGUGCAAUGACUUCACUGGGAAGCUACAAUAAGUACAAAUAUAACUGCUACAGGGACUGCUUGCUGCUUGGAGGCCUGAACAGCGGGACCAGCUUUGUGUCUGGCUUCGCCAUCUUCUCUGUGCUGGGGUUUAUGGCGCAGGAGCAGGGCGUGGCCAUUGCUGAUGUGGCUGAGUCAGGUCCUGGGCUGGCUUUCAUUGCGUAUCCAAAGGCAGUUACUAUGAUGCCGCUGCCCACUUUUUGGGCGAUACUCUUCUUCAUCAUGCUUCUGCUGCUGGGCCUAGACAGUCAGUUUGUAGAAGUGGAGGGUCAGAUCACCUCACUGGUGGACCUGUACCCAUCCCUCCUAAGGAAGGGAUACCGGAGAGAGAUCUUCAUCGCUGUCAUCUGUGUCAUCAGUUACCUGGUGGGACUCACCAUGGUCACUAAAGGUGGCAUGUAUGUGUUCCAGUUGUUUGAUUACUAUGCAGCCAGCGGUGUGUGCCUUCUCUGGGUUGCAUUCUUUGAAUGUGUGGCAGUAGCCUGGGUUUACGGCGCUGAUAAUUUCUAUGAUGCUAUUGAGGACAUGAUCGGCUACAGACCAAACGGUUGGAUGAAGUGGAGCUGGACGCUGAUCACACCUGUCCUGUGUGUGGGUUGUUUUGUCUUCUCAUUGGUGAAAUAUAAGCCCCUCACCUAUAACAAGGUGUACGAGUAUCCUGAUUGGUCGAUUGGAGUGGGGUGGUCUUUGGCUUUGGCCUCCAUGAUCUGCAUUCCCAUGGUGGUCGUCAUCAAAAUUAUCCAGUCGGACGGAUCGCUGAUUGAGCGGAUCAAAGCCGUGGCCGCCCCUGUGAAAGGAGGAGCCAGCUCUCGUCCGAAAGAGUACAGCCUGAAGAACAGCGAGCUGCUCCAUCCACUCGACCCUAACGGCACUUACGCCCUCAGCAAACACACCCACACCAUCGUAGAAACUACAAUGUGAGACUCUCUAUGAGAGGUCCCUAUUACCUCUCCCUCCCUUUAAUCCCCUCCCCCCCCUUCUAUUCUUCUCCUCUUCUCUGUCCACUUAGACUGUCCCUCCCUUUCUCUGCACUAGUAUAUUCUAGUUGUAUUUUUACAAAAGGAGGUUGAAACCUCUUAUAAUGACGUCCUUUUAUCCUCGCUGUGUAGGAAUUUUAUUAUCAUUACUAUUGUGGUUUUAUUAUUGCUGUUAGGAUAUUUUAUUAUCACUGUAAUCAUUGAUAUUAUCAUUAAUACUGAUAUGUUUGGCUGAAGUGAGCUGUGAGCCGUCAGAUGUCUUUGUGCGAGCAAAAAGAGAGGGAGAGAGAGAUGGAAAUCAGGCCGUUAUUUAGGAGUGUUUGAAGCUGAGCCUUGUUUUUAAGAAAAUAACAAAAAACAGCAGUGAACUAAAUAUGUGACAUUUUUUAGGUAGCUAUGAUAAGCAGGUGUGUAAGUGACUGUGGCAGUACCCUCGUUGUAAAGACAUUGUUCUCCGUCUUGAUUAACCUGAAUGUACCUCCGCUUUGUGCGGAAGCUGUGCACUGCUUACACACACGCGCGCACACACACACACACACACACACACACACACACACACACACACACUAAUAUAUAUAUA